Sarcophilus harrisii (Tasmanian devil) is the source of this 3922-nucleotide messenger RNA. It is a transcript of the gene SPECC1L, whose product is annotated as sperm antigen with calponin homology and coiled-coil domains 1 like. Gene Ontology annotation, cellular component: filamentous actin; microtubule organizing center. Gene Ontology annotation, biological process: actin cytoskeleton organization. Lineage: Eukaryota; Metazoa; Chordata; Mammalia; Dasyuromorphia; Dasyuridae. Gene Ontology annotation, molecular function: protein binding. The record is from RefSeq and is a predicted model, not a curated record.
UGCGCCCCGGCGUCCUCGCGGGCCCGGCGCGCGCCCCUCGCCUCGCGCCCUCGGUCACAGUGGGGCCCGGUCCGGUCCGGGUCCCGGUGAGACCCCGGCCCAGGCCGCGCCCCGUGGCCGUCUCCGCGCCCUCGCGACAGUCUGGAGGAGGAGGAGCAGGAGGAGGCCCGAGUGUCGCCCGUCAAUGCAUCACCGCGAGGCAGCCCAGGAUGAAGAAGGCGAGCAGGACCGCCACCUCAGCGCCCAAGCCGCCGGGGACAGCUAAGAGCAAGCUGGACGGCCCCACGGGGGCCAAGCUCCCCAAGUCCGGCUCAAGCUUGCUGACCAAGGCCAAAAGCAACGAUGACCUCCUGGCUGGCGUGGCUGGAGGGGCCCCAGGGACAAGCAGCAUGAGAGGGAAGAAGCCCUGCCCGGCGGCAACCCCUGCCCCCAGCGUCCUCGCCGCGAGCGCCGCCGAGGGCAAGCCCAAGCCCGGCGCAGGGGCCAACUCCAAAAGAAACACGUCCAUAGCAGGGCAAGAGCCCGGCUCGCCGAGGCACUUGAGGCAGCUCCAUCUGAGCCUGAGCAGAGGCGCCCGGGCGGGCAAAUUUAGCGACCCAGCGCUGGCCGACAAGCGCUCCCACUUGUGUGCAGGCGCCGAGACCGACGUCUUGUAGGCAAGUCCCAAGUCAAACCAGAUCAGCGAUAGGCUGGAGGCCAGGUGCAGGACCUGGGGCUGGCCAGGAGCCAGGACUGGAAUCGUCCACCUGCAGAAUGAGCUGCGGGCCAUGCGGGGGCAGCUGGGGCUGCGGGAGGAGCCCCCGGAGGGCACCGCCCACACCGAGCCCACCUUGCUGCAGCUCCAGGACCAGAACGCCAGCGUCCACCAGAAGCUCAACCAGCUGAAGAACGAAAACCGGAUGCUGAAGGACCGGCUGAACGCCCUGGGCUUCUCGCUCGAGCAGGGGCUCGAUCCCAGCCUGGCCGUUGGGCUGAUCCUGAGCCCUGAGGCCUGCGGCGCGGCGGCGGCGGCAGUCGAGGAUCUUGGGCACACACCUGGCCUCCUCGGCGAGGCCAUUGCCAGGGCUCCCUGGGACCUGCGACCUCGGGCAGGCGGCUCCCAUGGGCGCCCUCAGGCGUCCCUGUUAGCCUGGACAGCGGUGCAAUGGUCACCACCAGCCACUGACGUCAGUGGCCCUGGGCGUCAGGGCCUCCUUCCCUCGGCGUCGUCCUCUGUCUCGGGAGGCCGAGGGCGGGCGCAGGCGGCCUUGGCCAGGCGGGCAGAGCGGGCCUCGGUGGCGUGCCUGACGGAGCGCCUGCAGCAGAAUGGGGAGCAGCGGCCUUGCGUCGGGCUCAGGCCGCAUGCGGGAGCUGGCGGACCUGCGCCCAGAUCGCAGGAGCUGGGGGUGAGCAGGCGCCUCGGCGGGAGGCGGCUGCUGCUGCAGUCCCUGUGCCAGCAGAGCGAGCGCCUGGAGCUCCCUGGGCCAGCGCCAGCGCUCACGCUUCCUGGAGAUGAUGGAGGCAGCGGCUUUGGUAACGAGCAGCUGCUGGGUGUGCAGCAGCACCUCAGCGCCGCCCUGCAGAUGGCCGAGCAGGAUAACAAGGCAGGAACUCGCUGGCGUAAGGGCGCAACACUCCACAUGGAGCGGGCCCUGGAGGCUGAGCAGAAGAACGGCGCCUCCCUGACCGCUGCUCUUGAGCAACACCAGGCCACCGUGGCUGGAGACCAGCUGGAGCUGGGCCGCCUGCGCGCCCAGCUGGAGAGCGAGAAGCAGCGCGUGGCCGAGCUCUAUCUCCACAGCUCGGGGGACAAGUCCGACAUCCAGGACCUCUUGGACGGCGUGCGUCUGGAAAAGGACAAGGCCGAGGCCCUGGCCAGUGGCCUGCAAGAGGACCUGAGCCACGCCCGGGCCGAUGUCGCCCGUCUACAGGACGCCAUCGCUAAGGUCCAGGAGGAGUACGGAGGCUUCCAGGAAGAGGCCCAGAAGAAGAUGGCAGAGCUGAACCUGGAGUUAGAGAAACUGCGCUCCGAGCUGGAGGAGAAGGAGACGGAGCGGGGGGACAUGAAGGAGACCAUCUUUGAGCUGGAGGACGAGGUGGAGCAGCAUCGCGCUGUGAAGCUCCACGACAACCUUGUCAUCUCCGACUUGGAGAGUGAGCGCCUGCUGGGGGGCAGGGGGAUGGGGGGCGGGGGGAGGGGAAGUAGCAGCCGCCAUGGCCCGCCUUCUCCCUGGGGAGGAACAGCCUCUCCCUGGGGGUCAGCUGUGCACGGGCACGGGGCUUCUGGCCCCCACCGGGCUUGGCCAGGGGUCUCACGGGACCACACCCCUCCCCUCCAGGAGGAGUCGGCCGAGUGGCGGCAGUUCCAGGCCGACCUGCAGACGGCCGUGGUCGCCAUGUGACAUCAAGUCGAGCUUAGGAGGAAGGUGGGGGACGCAAGCGGGCGGCUCAGGAGGCGCAGGAAAAACGAGAAGCUCUCAAGGGCUGGAGGCUCAGUCCAAGUAGGGGGCACAGCUGGGGACUCCCAACCUCUGAGGCGGGGUGGAGGCCAGGAGAGGCGAGGUCAGCAGGAGGAGGCGGGCAUGUUACAAUUACAUGGUGCGGUGGAAAGGCCUGGCACCCUACUUCAGGAGCAUGAGGGCAUGAGCAGGCGUCGUCCAGCGUCCUCCGGCCCACCACCCCGAAGGCAGCUCAUCAAGUCGUUCGACAGUGCAUCCCAAGGACCGAGCCCCGCCCCUGCCACUGCCAUACUCGGGCAGCCCCUGAGGCCGAGGAAAUUGACGGGCAUACCAUUGGUCAUUUCAGAGACACUCGGUGGCGCUCCACCCACGCCAAACCCUCCGCCCUGUCGGGACAAGAGGCCUUCUGGAGAUCUGCCCUGCGGGCGCCUGUUACGCACCGGCUCGGUCAGCAGGCCGGCCCCAUUGCUGAGGGUCCCCGCCAUGGAGGGCGCCAAGUCCAUCUCAGCAUCUUCCCGCCGAAGCAGCGAGGAGAUCAAGCCCGACGGCCCGUCCGCGGCCUCCCUGAUGGCCAUGGGCCCCACGUCCCCCCAGCUGUCUCACCCCUCCCCCACGGCCUCCGUCACGCCCACCGCCCGCAGCCGCAUCAGGGAGGAGAGGAAGGAUCCGCUGUCGGCCCUGGCCCGGGAGUACGGCGGCUCCAAGAGGAACGCGCUGCUGAAAUGGUGCCAGAAGAAGACCGAAGGGUACCAGAACAUCGACAUCACCAACUUCAGCAGCAGCUGGAACGAUGGCCUGGCCUUCUGCGCCCUCCUGCACACCUACCUGCCCGCCCACAUCCCCUACCAGGAGCUCACCGGCCAGGACAAGAGGAGGAACUUCUCCCUGGCCUUCCAGGCGGCCGAGAGCGUUGGCAUCAAGUCCACGCUGAACAUCUGCGAGAUGGUGCGGACCGAGCGCCCGGACUGGCAGAGUGUCAUGCAGUACGUGACGGCCAUUUACAAAUACUUUGAGACCUGAAGCCCCAGCCUGGAGCCCUGGCGGGGACGCCCGACCGCCCCCCUCCCCUGGCCUCGGCCCUCGCCGGGACUCGCACCCAGGGCCGGCCCGGACACCCGCGUGCCUUGGAGCCGAAUCUCGCCGCAGACCCGCUGCUCGGGAAGCCCAGAGGGAGGGGGUGCCGGCGUCACGCCCACCGCGUCAAGCUCGGAGACGCCCAGAAGCCUCCGGGCCCACUCCCCGGACUCCCCGCUUAGCUCGGAGUUGAGCGCCCGUGGGACCCAAUGGGGAACAGUUUCCGCUUCCUGCCAUGGGGGCCUGAGCCUCAGGGCGGGUCCUCCAGGGGCCCAGCUCCUAGUCCUGGCCACCUGGCUCGUCCUCCUCCCAAAGUUCAGCAGCCAUCAGGGCCCAGCCAGCCCCAGAAGGCCCGGGUCAGGAGGAUGGGAAGGGAGAAAAGGGAAAACCGUCCAGGAGCUCAGGGUCUG